UUUUGCUUGUACGUUAUCCUUUACCUGUCUCGGACUCUCGGCUGCUCACGUUACAGUGUGUCAAAAUGACCACCAAACUUCUAAUUAUAAUCCGUUUUCCACUUAAAUUAAAAAAAAAAAAAGGCUCCUUUUUUUGUAUUCCCUUACGUCAUCACUUUCUUCUCUAUCAUUUUUCUCUCAAAUUUCCCAGAAUCCAAAGAGCAUCUCAAUUACCUAACCACCGAAAUCACUCUCCACUUCACCACCCGUUCCCUCUCGCUAGCCCCCACUGUGGUAGCCCGGCCCGAAUCGAAACCGGUAAAAAAAUCAAGAAGUACGUCAAGUUCAGGCUCCCAGUUGGGUUCGCGGCUCAGACUAUCAUAGGAUGGGUCGCCGGAAAUAUAUAAAUAAAAUCGACAUUUUACCCAAUCCUCGAGUGGUUCUUCAGGGAGGUACCAGAAAAUUUAUUAUUAAUUACCGUGACGCCAAGGAGUGUCUUCAAGGGAAUCCGUUAUGGCUGCAGUACAUAAAAGUUCCAUUGGUGACACUGAGAUAUGAGACGAGUUACGAUAUAUUUGUGAAAGCUCAUGGUGGUGGCCUUUCAGGAUAGGCUCAGUGUCAUGAACUAAUCUUGUAUAGAGUUAUAAUUGAGGGUGUAGGUUAUCAUGAGUCAUUCAUGUAUAAAGUCAUGAUCAAGUAAAUCUUUUAUACUAAGAAAAGUAUCUUUUUUUCAAAUAUUGUAAUGGUUAGUGGUAGCAUAAUUCUAAAAUCUCUAAGGCUCUUUAGGGAGGUGAGUGGACAGUGUUCUGUUGGGCUGUCUCAUCGGUCGCGAUACGGGCUUAGCCAUCCGUCAAGGGCUGCCCCUGGCCCUGGCGAUGGUGGAAAGUUCUGAUGUAAUAUCUUCGAUUUUAAUAAAAUUCAUCUCCGAUUCGAAUAUCCCGAUUGUUGUCUUGAUGUGUUUUUUUUUGUCGAUAUAAAUAUACUUUCUUGUGUGUGCUUGAGAUUGAUCUCGAUCUGAAUAUGUUUUAUUGCGUAUGUGAGGGACUAACUGUGGCUUAUGGUUAUUUGUUCAGAUAUCGAA
Durio zibethinus is the source of this 1060-nucleotide messenger RNA. The record is from RefSeq and is a predicted model, not a curated record. Lineage: Eukaryota; Viridiplantae; Streptophyta; Magnoliopsida; Malvales; Malvaceae.